UUGGGUGGGCGCGUCCGGCGCUAGGACCUAGGACACGUGAGCGUAUUAGUUUGCCGGAGGGGUGGAGACGGCGAACAAUGAAGAAACUGACUGGUAGGACCUGCAAAGGAGAAACAUCUGAGACACCCCCCCUCCCCUCCCCUCCCCUCCUCUCCCCUACACCCACUGUCCAACUCUAGAGCGAAGGACAGUACGGACUGACCGGCCGUCAGUGACAGCGGGGCCGCUGGGCUGAGUUCAGAGAGGAGCGCAGGAAGCACGCAAACGCGUCCGUGCGUGCAGAGCGGAGCUGUGCUGAGGUUCCUGCGUGGAUGCGAAUGAAUGGGUUCGCCUCUGAGUGUGUAUGUGUGUGUGGUGCUGAACUGGGUCAUGCGGACCGCUGGAGGAGCGAAAGAUAAACACGCACCCUCCUCAUCCUUCUCCUCGUCCUCAUCUUCCCGCUGCACGGCAGGUUCAGAUGGUGGGCGCACAGAAGAGGGAUCCCAGCAUGUGUCCCCAUCUCAGUACUGAGCAUCAGAUGCUGCUUUGAUUCCAUCCGCCUCCAAAGAAAGUCUCAAAGUGAAGAGCAUCUCCAGUAAACAGGGGGGCAAAGGCGUCUUAUUUUGGCCAGCAGGCUGCCCGCUGUGAAACUGCGAAGGCUUUAAGGUGUUUUUUUUUUUUUUGUUGUUUUUUUUAAAAGAACUCUGUGGCAUUUCUGAGUGAUCGAUAACAACGAGGAGAACCGGAUCAAACGGAUCGGCGCUGAGCAGAGCAGAGCAGAGCAGAGCGCAGAGGCUCUGCUCGCCGAGCGGAUGCAGGACCAUGGAGGAGAGAGACAGGUCGCCAGCAGUCUGCCCCACAGCGUCAAGGCGAGCCUGUCUCUUUCUCCGUCUGGGCCGGGGCGGGUGGGCAGCGGCGGAGGCUCCCCUACGUCAAAAAUGGGCUACUGCGGAGGGGUGCCCGUGGAGGACAUGCAGGCCCUGGCCAUCACCUCUCUAUCAGCCGCAGACGUAGCCAAACAGUACGAGCACAUCCGCGAGCUGGGGAAGGGCACCUAUGGAAAGGUGGACCUGGUGGUGCACAGGACGCAGGGCACCAAAAUGGCGCUGAAGUUUGUUACCAAGAACAAGACAAAGCUGAAAAGUUUCCUGCGGGAAUACAGCCUAACAGGCUCACUUAGCUGCAGUCCUUUUAUCAUCAAAGUCCUGGACGUGCUUUUUGAAACGGAGGACAGCUACGUGUUUGGACAAGAGUAUGCCCCCGCCGGGGACCUUUUCGACAUCAUACCCCCACAGGUGGGUCUUCCAGAAGAAAUGGUCAAACGCUGCAUGCAGCAGCUGGGGUUGGCCCUGGACUUUAUGCACAGUAAAAACCUGGUGCACCGCGACGUCAAACCCGAGAACGUGCUCCUGUUUGACCGCGAGUGCCGCCGCAUCAAGCUGGCUGACUUUGGCAUGACCCGACGCGUGGGCUGCCGUGUGAAACGGGUGAGCGGCACCAUCCCCUACACGGCUCCGGAGGUUUGCCGCGCUAACCGGUCAGAGGGUUUUUUGGUGACCACCAGCCUGGAUGUGUGGGCGUUUGGCGUGCUGGUGUUCUGUAUGCUGACGGGCAACUUCCCCUGGGAGGCAGCUAUGCCCGCCGACGCCUUCUACGAGGAGUUCCGACGCUGGCAGAAAGCGGGGUGUCCCGUGGGAACUUACCCGUCUCAGUGGCGCCGCUUCACCGACGAUGCUCUGCGCAUGUUUCAGAGGCUGCUCGCUGCUGAGCCGGAAAAACGCUGCGGCGUCAAGGACGUCUUCUGUUUUGUCAAGUACGAGCUGGUCAGCGAGCUCAGGCGCAGAGCGUCUUGCCGAGCCAAGAGAGGUGAGAGGUCAAGCUCUGGAGUGUGCACUGGCAGCUGCACCUCUUCUACGUCCACUUCUUCGCGUUCCUCCCACAGACACCCCGAGCCUUCCACGCCUCCGGGAACAUCCUGCCUGCGCCCGGCUCCCCUCAAACGGAGCGUCCUCUCCGACCCGUUGUCUCCCAGAGAGGAGUCCGGACAGCACCAGUCUCCGGGGAGAGACAAGAACAAAAGCCAGAUGGUGAUGGCGACGGCCAUAGAAAUCUGUGUGUGAUCACACUAACGCUAGCACUGGAGACUAGAGGGCUUUUCACAGUAAUAACAAGCUGUGAAGAGGUGUUAAUAACUAGCACAGAGAGCCCAGUGAAAAAGGAGAAUUUAGACAUGAAAGAGAAGCUCAGGAUCCAAUCCCAAGCAGUGGAAAUGGACAUCAUCAGUCAGUGAUGCACACUGGGACAGCUUAUCACUGACAUUCAAUACUAUUCAGCUUUUGAUUUGUGACCAAAGACUGCUUCCCAAGCUGAGAAGUCAUGCCGGGCAGUGUUUAAGAGUCUGUUGUCACUCCUCAAGGCAGCUCAUUAUUGCCACCCUAACAUUUGUGUUCUCCUGCCCAUACACCGUGGUGGUGCUUAUGAUAUUUUAUUUAGAUUAACUCCGUGUCUCUUUACUUUAGUGUUUAUUUAUGUCCAGGAGAUCCCCCAAAUUCUUCUGAACAGGCGACCUUUUCAGACGGAAGCUUGUUAUCAGAAAGCAAUCUACGCAAAUACAUUCAAAUGCCAUUUCUUGGACUUCCUGCAAACUUCCAGUGGAUAAAACUCAUAGAUGUUUUCAAGAUAAAGUUUUACAAAGAUAAAAAUGAAAAAAAAAAUGUAGCAGUCUGUAUGAAGCAUCUUUUCAUGUAGGUGUCUAGACUGAGAGGCAGACUCUCAGCGAAAAGGCAUCAGCUCAGGACACUUCAGUGGGUCACUUCCUGUUUUAUUAUUAAUGAGAAUCCUUUGAGUGGCUGGAAGACACAUCUGCCACAUCUUGAACUGCUCUCAGUGAGAUUCAUUUCCAAUUAAACGCAACUGAAUGCAGGGAUUGUGCAUUUUCUGAGUGAAAAUGGUGGCGAACACAGGAGGAGAGGAGGAGAAAAGGCUUUUUAUUGUUUCUUUUCUACCAGCCGUGUGCGUUUUUGGACGUGUAUGUGUGUUUCAGAUGAAAACAACAACAGGAAAAAAAGCACAAGAUUUUUUUGUAAAUGAACUCUUGGAGAAAAAGUCAAUAUUGUACAUAAUUUGAUAGGAGCGCACCGUAAUAUCAGGUAGUUCAAUGAUGUAGCUGUACUAAUUUUCUACAACAGGAAAGGGUUUUACGGUUACUGUCGGGGUCAAUGCAUCAUAUGUAGCAUCAAAACAUGACAGAGUGUAGUCUAUCAUUAAAAAAAAUAGAUGUGCUGUGUAGAAAUAUCACUUUCUAUAUCAUCGUAGCAGCUGCUGGUCCCCUUUUUUGUUUUUUUCUUUGACUGUUUUGGGUUUUAAUUUGACUGGGUCUUCACCCUGGCCAGACACACAAAUUAAUUUAUUCCUGCCGUGUCCUUUCACCCCAGCCUGAUCACGGGCAACACACAUUCCCUGCGUAAAAAAAAAAAUCAUUAUGCUUCCUGUUUGUCAAUUGCAGCAGCAUACUGUCUUAAUUUGAUCAGUUAAGUCUAACGAGGGCCCCUGUGCAGGUCGACACCUUGUAAUUGUUACUCGGUAUAUGUCGCCGCAGCCCCUCUGCUCACUUAAACAUUGUCUGGAAGGAUGACCUAAGUCUCAGCCAUUAACAAUGAGCGAGCUGUUGAUUGUUCCCGACCGGAGCAGAGCCCCGGCUUCAGCUUCCAUCGAGAUACUGCUUAUUAGGAAUGCAUCUAACAGGAGCAGUGUGUUCCACGCUUCACUGAGUGCUAAUUACCUUUUUUUUCUCUCUGCUUGAACUGCUUCACUCUUAUGUCAGUCAGGUGUGUGUGUCCACCUCGGCUUUGUGCGAAUGUGUUCUCGUCUCAUGUAACGACUCCUCCCGUGACAGCUCAUCACCUCUGUAUCUGUACUGUCGGCACCAGCGCUCCUCAGGUUUAAUAGCUUCUCCCCGCUUCUCGGAGACUAAUUGAGCUCCAGUGAACAAAAAAAAGAGAAAAAAAGUGCUCAUCCACAGCUCCUCAUGACAAUGAUUUAGCUCAGUGAGUCCCAACCUUGAGUUCAUGAACCCCGGCUACUUCUGCGGUAGUCACAGGGUACAUAGAAAGAUUAGGUGAAGAAGCUGAACAGGACUGAGAAGUAAAUGGCAACCAAACAGAAUGUAUAAAUUAUCACCAGAAUAUCAUUGAUAUAAUAGCUCAUCCGGCCCGUGACCCAUCACAAAUCAUGCAUUAAAUUAAUCUGCUGGUUGUGUUUCACACACCACGGAGAAUUUAAAUAAUCUGUAAAGCCAAGGAGGCUUACAAUGAAUCGUAUCCUGGACAAAAUCUGGACAGGAGGAGUUGCAUUUCCUAUUAUAUUGGAUAAGUGAAUGUUAAACAACAAUUAUGACUUUGAUCUUGAGCACAAUUUGGGUUAAAACACAUCAAUGUACAAGUUUAACUACAACCUGACCAAUACUUUAAGAGGAGUAGUAAUUUUGGUUAAUUAUGGAGGGCCUGGGGAAUUGCAUAAGCUCAGUGGUUCUUUGGCCAGAUAAGCUAAAAAUAGAAAAGUAAAUGAUUAAAAUAGAUUGCUAAAAUAGCUAAUGGAUGAAUUAUUAGUUAAGAGAACUAUUGGAUAACAAUUUAUCAGUUAGGUAAUGAAUACAGUAGCUAGCUAGAUUACAACAAAAAAAGUACCUUUUAAAAAAAAAUUACUAAAAACUGUGUACGAUGGAUGUGGCUAUCGCUACAUCACCUCCUGGUUUCUGAAGUCCUUUUUGAAGCCUCGAGUUGAGCUGUUGUCAUCUUGGUUGCAAAGUAACAGAUGCGACUUGUGAUUGCCAGGUCGCUAGCUAAUGAGUUUUCGGUUUCAAGCCACACUUAAUCUUCAUUUUGAAACAUAGUAUGAGGAAGAUUUACAAAACAGACUUAAUUUUUUGUUCAGCAUGACCCAAAGUAAAUGAUGGAGUCCAUAAACUCCCUAAACUAAACUAAAUGCAGGCUUUUAGAAGCUGCGCCAAUUUUUUAAACUGUCAAUGCUAAAAUUGUUACUAGCAGCUGUAUUGUUAGAUAACAGCACUGAGUAUCAAUUGGAUAGCAUGAUGAAAGUAUAAUUCACAGUUGAAUCUGUUAGCUAAAAGUAGCAACAAAAUUGUUACCUAAACAUAAUGGAUAAUUUGUGAAACUGGUAGAUAAUAGCAUUUAAAUCAUUUUGCUAAAAGUAGUAAACACGUAGCAGCUGAAUGUACUGAAACGUAGGAUUAAAGUACGACGAUAGUAGUAAUGGAUGGUCAAAAUAGCUAACUGACUAGCUGAGCAUAUAGCAAGCUAAAGUUGUCCAGUUUCAGUUAUUUCAGGUGAAUACCUUUAAAUAUAAAAGCAGACUGAUUUUGAAAGCUAUGGAUUUGAAGUGUUUUUCAGAGGCUAUUGGGUCACGUCAUAUGAAACAGGGUUGGGAACCACUGACUGAACUUAUUGUACUCAAUGACACAUUUUCCUCCAGCAAAAUAAUCAAAGCUGAUGAUGGUCCCUAUCAGUUUCCUUGUCUCUUUCCAUCUUUAUUUGUGGUUCUGCAGAGUUGACCAUAUCAAAGCCUCUCAGAAGGAUGUACUGUAUACUGAGAUGUUGGCUGCCUCAAAGAAUUAAUCAAAGGGUAAUCCUAGAGUAGAUGGUAGUGAAAUGUGAAUUAGCUCUGCCUUAGAACUCGCUGUUUACUCUAUGUAGGAUCUACAUAAAAGAAAAAGACAGGGAUUAGACUGACCUUCAGUGUGCAUUAGGAAAUGUAAAGUAGUAGUAUAACUUAUUACAGCAUAACACCGAGUAAGGUGUAUUGCAAAGUGCAACACGGCAUUACAGUGCGUAAACUGGGGCGAAUUUCAGAUGUGAGCAGCUGCUGCUUUGUUUUAAAUCAGAGCCAUUAGCAUCAUCAAACUGCUAUCUAUUGUUCUAAUGUGUACUGUUGUUUCUCAUGGACUGUUAUGACAGGAAUUGUCAAGUUUAAUGAUGAGGUGUCAAAAUCUAUCGAGUUUUCUUUUAGCUCUAGAGAGAGUAGCCUUCGUCUUAGCCUGUUUUUUGUUUUUUUGUUGAAAAAUCGUAGAAGCUCAUGUAAAUACUGUAUGUACUGUGUCUUUAACAAAAUUUAAAAAGGAAUAUACAAAAUGUUAAUAUAUGUUGAAAUAAAUUUA
Oreochromis aureus is the source of this 6151-nucleotide messenger RNA. RefSeq names its product serine/threonine-protein kinase SBK1 (gene sbk1). Gene Ontology annotation, molecular function: ATP binding; protein serine/threonine kinase activity. The coding region runs from base 792 to 2099 and encodes 435 amino acids. The record is from RefSeq and is a predicted model, not a curated record. Gene Ontology annotation, biological process: peptidyl-threonine phosphorylation; peptidyl-serine phosphorylation. The transcript has 4 exons. NCBI's taxonomy places the organism in Eukaryota, Metazoa, Chordata, Actinopteri, Cichliformes, Cichlidae.